CCUGAAACCAAUUUUUAUCAAAAUGAAAAAACUCGAAGACAAAAGGUCGUUGAGAAUCUCCGGUAUGUUGAAGCUCGCGCUCACAGUGGCCACUUGCUUAGUACUUUGCUCGGUGCUUCUACUACCAUCCUCCAACAUCUUCAACCGCCGCCACAAGUCUGAUCAUACAGCCACCGAAGGUUCAAAUGAACAACCGAGGGAGAAACCUCUAGGAGGUCGGCUUCUUGCAACAGGGUUUGAUGACAAAUCUUGCUUGAGUAGGUAUCAUCAGUCGUCUUUGCGCAAGCCUUCACCAUACAAACCAUCUAGAUAUCUCGUCUCUAGGCUUAGAAGCUACGAGAUGCUUCACAAGCGUUGCGGUCCGGGCACAAAUGCUUACAAGAGAGCAACAGAGCGGCUUGGUCACAACGAGGUAAGAAGCUCUGGUGCUGAUGAAUGCCGGUACGUAGUGUGGACACCUAAGUUUGGCCUUGGAAACAGAAUACUCUCUUUGGUCUCUGUGUUCCUCUAUGCUCUCAUGACAGAUAGAGUCAUGCUUGUUGACCAAAGGAGCGAUAUAACCGACCUUUUCUGCGAGCCUUUCCCUAAUACUUCCUGGUUACUCCCUCUGGAUUUUCCAUUGACUGAUCAGAUAGACAGCUUCGACCGAGAACAUUCGCAAUGUUACGGGACGAUGUUGAAGAGCCAUGCCAUUAACUCAACUACGAUACCGUCUCAUCUUUAUAUUGAUAUUUUCCAUGAUUCCAGGGAUCAUGAUAAGAUGUUCUUCUGUGAGAAGAACCAAGCUUUCCUCGGGAGUGUCCCUUGGCUAGUGGUGAAAUCCAACCUUUACUAUGUUCCAUCUCUAUGGUUGAUCCCUAACUUUCAACCCAAGCUAAAGAAGCUAUUCCCAGAGACAGAUACCGUCUUCCACCAUUUGAGUCAGUAUCUUUUCCACCCGACAAACCAAGUUUGGGGAAUGGUCACUAGGUCCUACAACGCUUACUUGUCAAGAGCAGACGAGAUACUUGGGAUCCAAGUACGUGUGUUUGGCACGCCAGCUGGAUAUUUCAAGCACGUGAUGGACCAGAUCCUAGCAUGCACACAAGGUCAGAAACUGUUGCCUGAAUUGGGUACACCGGAGUCACAAGUCACUACUAAUACAUCGGAAACCUCAAAGGUUAAAGCUGUUCUUGUCACGUCUCUGCAUCCAGAGUAUUCUGACAGUUUAAAGAACAUGUUUUGGGAACGACCGAGUUCGACAGGAGAGAUAAUCGAAGUUUAUCAGCCAAGUGGGGAACAGGUUCAACAGACAGACACGAAGCUUCACGACCAAAAGGCCCUCGCCGAGAUCUACCUCCUAAGCCUAACUGAUAAACUUGUGACGAGCACAAGGUCUACCUUUGGAUACGUAGCUCAAGGUCUUGGAGGAAUAAGGCCAUGGAUACUCUACGAGCCAAGGAACAGCAAGGUUCCUAACCCACCGUGUGUUAAGGCCAUGUCUAUGGAGCCUUGUUCUCUUAAAGCUCCACUCUCUCUUUGUCAAACCGAGACAAUCAAAGUCACCCCUUUUGUUAAGUAUUGUGAGGAUCGGAUCACAGGGAUUAAGCUGGUUGAUGAAUUUUGAUUGUAACUCUUCAUCUUCUGUUAUGUUCAUCAUUGUUACCUAACAAAUUUCCUAAAAUCUAUAGAAAUAAUCAUCAUUGUUAUCUUUUACUUGUAAUAUUUCAAAAAUCAUAUUUCAU
Molecule: messenger RNA, 1724 nt
Organism: Thlaspi arvense
Lineage: Eukaryota; Viridiplantae; Streptophyta; Magnoliopsida; Brassicales; Brassicaceae
Source: the annotation of a GenBank genome assembly